AUGUUGUUAAAGGGAUAAAUGCUGUUUGAGCAUCUGGCUGUGUAUUUAUCUCAAGAGGAAAGUGUGAGUCUGCAACCUGCCCAGAGGUCCCUCAGCAGAGACACCACCCAGGAGUGUUUUGAGGAUAUGGCCUUCAUGGGAGGGGAAGGCAAAAUUGAGAAUAAUCAGCAGCUAAGUCUUAAAUCUAUAGGACUUGAAGAGCUAGAAAAAUACUCCACUGAUGCCCCGUGAAAGAAAAUAUCAGAUGGAACUUCUGCUUGCAAGAAAAGUUUCAUAAGCCUUUUAGUUACCAUUGAAAACUAACCCAUUAAUAGAACUAUCUCAAUAUUAGAAACCAGAGCACUUUCUGAAAUUCUUGAAUUUCCCUGGGAGGAAGCCAGAAAUUUGUACAGGUGUCCUGAAUGUGACCAAAGCUUCUGUGAUAAUUCAUACCUUGUUUUGCAUCAGAAAACUCACACAGGAGAGAAAAAGUAUAAAUGUGAUAUCUGUGGGAAGAUUUUCAGUCAUAGAGCAAACCUGAGGAUGCGCAGGAGAAUCCAUAUUGGCAAGAAGCUCUAUAUGAGCAGCUUCUGCCAGCGCUCACAUCUGAUUCAGCGCAUGAAUGUCCAUAUAAAAGAGAAACUCUACACAUGUGGCAUAUGUGGAAGAGGUUUUCUGUGGCUCCUAGCAUUAAGACAGCAUCAAAAAAACCAUGCUUACACACACAAAAAAGCCUUUGAAUGUACAAACGCUGUUAAAUAUUUUGGUCAAAAUCUUGCUUUGCAUGAGAAUAUGCACACACCAGCCACUCAGUGUCAGUACAUUCAGUGCAUGAAAUGCUUCAGGAAGACCUCACAUCUUGCCCUUCCUGAGAAGGGCCACAAGGAUGACUCUGAAUGCUGCAGAGAUUAUGGGGAAAAUUUCUUUCAUAAAGAAGAAGAGUCCCAUAAAUGCAAAACAUAUGCAAAAAGUUUUAUUUUGGACUCAGAGCUUGCAUGCUACCACAAAAGCCAGACAGGAGAGAAAUCUUUUAAAUUUACUGUGUGUGGGAGUUUCCAGUUGAAUGUGUAUCUCGUUAUUCAUCAAUGAACCCAUAUGAAAAAUGUUAUGUAA
Molecule: messenger RNA, 1092 nt
Organism: Pteronotus mesoamericanus
Lineage: Eukaryota; Metazoa; Chordata; Mammalia; Chiroptera; Mormoopidae
Gene: ZNF597
Product: zinc finger protein 597
Biological process (GO): regulation of DNA-templated transcription
Source: RefSeq, a predicted model, not a curated record